CCGGAGCCGCCGCCGGAGCCAUGAUCGGGGACCUGCUGCUCUGCGGGACGCUGCUGGUGAACGCCGGUGCCGUGCUCAACUUCAGGCUGAGGAGGAGGGACACGGAGGGAUUCGGAGAGGAGCCGAGGGAACCCACGACCGGUGACAAUAUCAGAGAGUUCUUGCUGAGUCUCAGGUAUUUCCGAAUCUUCAUUGCCUUGUGGAAUAUCUUCAUGAUGUUCUGCAUGAUUGUGUUAUUUGGAUCUUGAAAGCCACCCAUGGACGCAUUGGAAGAGACACUUUUCGCUGAGAACAAACUUUUCUAGAAGUAAAAGAUUCUGAUGCUCUCCAGCUGCAGCCCCAGGCCUGUCAGGAGCUGGGACAAGCUUGUCCCCUCCAGGUUCCUUCUCUGCCAGGGCUUGGAGCCACAACCUUCACACAAAAUUAUCUCAGCUUCACUGAAAGAGAAUUUUAGCUUGGUUUUCCAAGCUCAGAGUGGGGAGCAGGGGAGAAUUUGAGCCAGUUUCAAACCUCUGCCUUGCCAGUCCCAGCUGGGGCUGUGCCAGCUCAUGUUACCCCUGUCCAAGUCACGCUCCUUUGUUCUCAGUUUUGUGUAAAAGUUGAGCAGAGUGUUCUUGUAACUUCUCGCUAUUCCAUUUAUUUAGUUGGAUGUGUAGUAAUGGAAUAUUCAAAAAAAAAAAAAAGCCAUUCUUGCCUUCUCCCUGUUUUUCCAGAAAAAAAAAGCUUUCUAAAUUAAUAUUUCAAAGAUUUUUUUUUAAGCAAUAUGUAAGGGAUUUGGAAUGGGGAAAAAGGCAAAAAUAAUUCUCUAAGAGAUAAUUUUAGACUAAUAUUGGAUUUGGUUGAAUAAAGUUGUUCUAUUUAAGGGUAAAACAUAUAUUUGAUGCUGUGUUCAUUUUGUUACGGGACAAAUUGAUUCUGUAUUGGUGUAUUUUGGGAAAUUGUAGCUAGUCCUGUAAUUUGUCUGGAGUCUUGUGUUGUUUGUAUUAAGUUGGCCUCUAUGACCAACAACUUGCCCCAGAAUCACCAAGAAAAUUUAAGAGAGUGCAGUGCUGAGUAUCUUUUAAAUCAAACUGUAAACUCUUAGCACAGCUUCAGUUUCUUUAGCUGUCGAGGAGAAACAGACCUGAUUUAAAUGAUUCCCUGGCACAGGUUUUAGGGAUUGUUUUCAGUUUUAUCUGGUAGUGAGAUGCAAGUGUUGGGCACCUGCAGCAUUUUACUUGAGUCACCCUCCUCGUUAAACUGAAAUUUUCACGUUAAUGAAACUUGAGAGAGGAAGGGUUAUUUGAGGGAGAUGCCAGGCUGUAAUGAACCCAGAAAAAUACACAGACAGGCUCCUUCAAAUGUAGUUUGAGCCAUCCAGAAAUAUGUACAACCUUUGGUUAAACUUCAACAUAUUCCUUGUCUAUAAUUUUGGUAUAUUUAAACUCUUUUCUGAUUCUUUAGAAUGAGAAAAAAAAAGGUGCUGCCAAAUACAAUAUGGAGAUUGAACUGAUAAAAUUAUUGGAGAACA
Molecule: messenger RNA, 1510 nt
Organism: Cinclus cinclus
Lineage: Eukaryota; Metazoa; Chordata; Aves; Passeriformes; Cinclidae
Gene: SMIM7
Product: small integral membrane protein 7
Exons: 5
Coding region: 21-248 (75 amino acids)
Source: RefSeq, a predicted model, not a curated record